This is a messenger RNA of Momordica charantia (bitter melon), 406 nucleotides long. The record is from RefSeq and is a predicted model, not a curated record. Lineage: Eukaryota; Viridiplantae; Streptophyta; Magnoliopsida; Cucurbitales; Cucurbitaceae.
UAUAGGCAGAAUCAAAGAUAGAGAGAUUAGAGAGGUUUGAUAAUAAUGUCUGCAGUUGAUGAUGAAAGAAGAUUAUAUGAAUGUGCAAGGAAGUACCAAAUCAUUGUGAAACAGUUUGAUCAAUUGAUUGAGAUGAUGGACAACAAGACGAAGGCUACAAGAUUGUCGAAACGAAGGCGAAAGUCCUCUAGCCUAAGAGCAAGCGAUUCGUCAACCAUUGCGGCUCAGCCAACUCCAAGUUGUCAGCAAAAUUAUAAUGAUGACGAUGCAUUUGUGCAAACCAUUACAAGAUUUCUCCAUGAACUGAGGACCGAUCCAAGUGAAUUAGAUAGUUCGACUUGUACCUAAAACUAAGACUAAUUUAUUUAUGUUAUCAUCUUAAAUUCUAAUAUGAGAUUGUGUAACA